AUGGGACCAAGACGACGAGCAUCGACGGUCAAAGGCUCGAAUGAAGAAAUUGAAGAGCUGCAAAGGCAUUUCAGAGACUUAUCUUACGCGGCCGAGUCGAGUGAUCUUAUAAGUUGGCUGGCAAGUCGGGUGCAGACUGCACAAGCAAUACAACAAUUCCUUCUCAAUGACGCCGAGAAUCGCCAUCCCCAAGAUGCGUUUCGACAUUUGGGAGGAUUUCAGAUCUUAUUGGGCAUUAUCAAUGAGACAGUAUCGGAAUGCAACAGCCAGAAAACAAGCUCCGGAGACUUCGGUCGAUGGCUCGACUUGCUUCAGGCCUCAUUUAGGAUAUUAGCAGCAGCUUUACGAUCUCACAUGGGCAAUCAAAGGUACUUCCAAGAGAAGACUCAAGGAAAUGGGUGGUCAGUCUUGCGUGACACAAUGGCUCGAGGCAUAGACUCGCACUCGGAAUUAGAACCUCAAGCCCGUCAAAGCUUCGUCGACUGUGGAUUCGCAGGUCUUCUAGCCUGCGCUCUUGAUUAUGAGUCAGUAAUUCGAUUCUCUGUCAAGCAGUUGGAUAAAGAGCACCCUAACGGACGCUUUGUCACAAUUCUUGGGGAGAUAGAAUCGAUUCCUCAAACAUCAGCAGAGGAGGGCGCGUAUCAAAAGAUAAUACAGUCGAUUGAAACAGGACUCGGCCCCUCUCCUUUGGUGAAAAAUGCGAAUGCUCUCUUCGUCUUGUUUGAGCUUUGGAUCCGCUCUGAGGAGCCUUCCUGUGACAUUCACUCCUGGCCUGUCCCUCGGCUGCUGAUUUACUUGAUCAACUCGUCGACAAACAAUCUAGCUUCUAUCCAUGACACCCACAUUCUGUCACUUGUCCUCUCAAGAAUAUGUCAAGCCACGGAAGAAGAGAAAUGGCGGCAAGCGGAGCUUUUCACACUGGCUGCCUGCCUUUUGUGUCUUGGUAUAUCUAAGCUUGACGAUGCUUACUUGCUUUUUCGAUCUUCAAGAGCUUCGCCGACCAUCGCAAAGCUUCUAUCGUCGGCUCUCGAAGAUUUGCAAGUGUCAUCAUAUGUCCAUUUCGACCUCUCGACCUAUGGCUAUGUCUCUGUUGAGCUUCCAGGCAUGGCCCAUGACUUUCCCCCAAUGUCAAGUAGCAAUGGCUACACCUUGACCAUGUGGUUCCAGGUAGUGCAAUUCGAUUCGAAUUCGCAUACCACACUUUUCGGUGCUUUCGACUCUAGCCAGUCUUGCUUCGUACUAGUCUAUCUGGAAAGAGAUACCCAUCAUCUGAUUUUGCAAACCUCAAUCAAAUCCUCAAGACCGAGCGUGCGUUUCAAGUCCGUCUCGUUUCAGGAAGGCUGCUGGUACCACAUUGCCUUGACCCAUAAGCGACCAAGAACAACGUCUUCCUCUAAAGCAUCUUUGUUCGUUAAUGGUGAGUUUGUAGAGCAGGUGAAGUCGCAGUAUCCUUCUCUACCAUCAAGGGCGCCGAACGAGCUUGGCAUGAAUGGGCGUACAGAUAUCACUGGUGCCCGAAAUCCGGUACAGACUUUCUUUGGAACUCCCCAAGAUCUGGCCGCUCGGUUAGGAAAGAAUUUAAUAUUGACUCAAUGGCGACUGGCAAGUGCACAGCUCUUUUCCGAUAUAAUAAGUGAUGACCUGCUUGCUGUAUACUAUAGACUUGGUCCAAGAUACAGCGGUAAUUUCCAAGACUGCCUUGGAUCUUUUCAGACGUAUGAAGCCUCAGCACAACUAAAUCUUCGAAACGAAAGUCUACAUCCCGGUAAAGAAGAAAAAUCAGACCUAGUUCUCGCUAUACGGUCCAAAGCAGGCGAUCUGCUGCCUGAGGCUAAGAUUUUACUCAAUAUCUCUGCAAGCAAUGUUUAUGUCAAUACGGACUUGUUUUGUGAUUCUAGUCUGCAACGCUUAACGUCGCUUUCUCGAAGUGCAAAUCGAAAAUUGCACGCCAUUACACGUGGUGGCCUGAAUGCCAUAGCAUUGAACGGCAGUUAUCCACGCAUCGAUCAAGCAGUGCUUAAUACUUCUGGCCAUGCUGUGCUUACAGGAGAUCCUACGCCUGUCAAUAGAAGGCUUCUCGAUGACGCCGCCUGGCAAAUUGGCGGAUGUACCGCAGUUUGCUUAGCCUUGGUAGAUGGCGCAGAAGACGAGAAAACUUUCACCCAGUCCUUGAUAAUCUUGACAUCAACCUUACGGAGCCACUGGCGUAAUAGCGAGGCUGUCGAGAGGGAAAAUGGAUUUGGAAUACUAGCCAACAUAAUUGCUUCAAAGCUCAAACAGUUUGACUCGGUGAGUAUGUCGCCCGGUCCUAGCUCUAGCUCCAACCAUGAGGACACUAUCUCGCUCUCACCAUCCCUAGAGACACUCUACAUUCUACUUGAAUUUGUUGGCUUUUGUAAGGACAGACCGGAAGACUCCGUGAUCAAUAACCCUCUCGCUUAUCGCACAUUAAUCGUCGACCUUGAUGUCUGGCGCAACUUGUCAAUGCAAGUACAACGACUGUAUUAUGACCAGUUCGUUAUCUUUGCGAAGAAGAGCAAAUACCAUCAAUUCAACUCGAAACGAUUAUCUAGGAUGAGAAUCGUAAAGAAGUGGCUAGAAGUACUCAAACACCAACAAUUCACGGCCGUGACAUUCAAGUAUUUUAUUGAAUGCUUUGAGGUGCUUUUGACCAGGAACUUCACAGCAGAAGUAAUGCGCUCUUUGGCUCUGUUCAUCACUUACGCAGUUUACCAACCAGAAAGAAGGGUAGAAGAUAUAUCCAGAAGGAAAAGUACAAGGUUAAGAGCAAGUACUCCGACUAGGCGGAGGACUGUAUCGGCUUCGAAACCUGGCGAUGCGACGGCCUCGAAGCCUGAUACGAUAGUUGACAGCGAUACGACACAGCUUAAACUGCUCCAAAUCGGUGUUGGGGUAUUGCAACUUUAUGCAAAUAUCCUUCUCCGACCUAAUGAUGUGACUAGUAUCCAGAAGUUUGCGAGGACUGUGACGAAUAAGGCAUUCCAAUCCCCUGUAUCAAUGAAUUGGCUACUGUACCUAAUUGCCGAGUCCCAAAGCUCAAUCGUAAUUGAAGCUGUGAAAAUUUUCAGCCGACUUCUGACCCUGAGCGGCUCGAAUUACAGGGAAAAUUUUGCUAAAAAGAAGGGAGGUCUGGUGAUUAUGCGUCACAAUCUCCAGCGCCAUUGGGACAUUCCGGCUAUAUGGCUGGCUUGCUUUGCGACUUUAUUGGGAAAGGAUAUUGCCAACAUAAAUCUUCAAAAAUUUGAUCUAUUUACCUUGAUUGAGACUUUCGGCGCGGGCGACAAGAUAGAUGUAGUCGCUCCUGAAAUACUUCCCUUGCUAACUACUCUUCUCCGUAAUGGAUUUUUAGCUCUUACUAAACAAGAACCUGAGCUGGCUUCACCAGUACUUGCGAAAGACCCUGUGACACCAGCUCAGAGCUCUCAGUCCACGCCGCGCUCUUUGACGGUCACUACUGCAACCACCAAGUCUCCGACCAAAUCCACAGCAGAUAGCCUUUACGUCGAGAGGUCUGCCAUUAUACGCACUGUGAUAAGAUUCCUGGCUGAUCUUCAUACAAAAUCGCAAGCUUUCCGCGAUCUUUCAGCCAAUUCCAGCUACAUCCAAGACCUCUUUUUGAUGCUUUUCCCUGUCGUCGUGAGCGCCAAUGCGGUCUCAGCAGAGACUGAGCUAAAUGCGCGAAAUUCUGCGCUGACAUUCAAUGGCGGUGAUGUUGCGAUGAAGCCGGUCUCAGCCGACCAGAGGGGUACUCUCAUCGUACGCACGACUGGAAGUCAUCAACAAUCUAAUUCGAGGCCUGAUGCCCCCAAACGUAUGUCGUCGUAUGAACUCGUCACAUCGCAGGCAGUGCUCGAAACGCCAAAAUCAGAAGCUUCUGGCUUGCCCCAACGGUCGCGUUCCAGGUCGAAUUUGAGCGACUCAAUGGUCCAGGAAAUACUUGAGCUCGUCCUCGCUGUCUUCUAUGACCAGAUAUUCGCAAGAAAGGACUUUCCAGGGCUCGGUCUGUUUAUGCGAGUUCCUCCGGGAUUCCAGGAACAUCAGGCCUAUUUUGAAACUUUUAUCCUACGCAAUGCUCUUUCUCAACUCAGCAACCACAUCAAGCUCAAUCAGAAAUUACUCUGGGAACCUCGAAUUCUCACAAAUCUAAGUCGUUUGUCGGUCCACUUAGCCGAGGCGAUCUGCGAAGGCUGGUUCAUCAAUGGUGCUGAUGUAACCUUCGGAUUUCUCGCAGAUAUCUUAGAAUAUCUACAACUUCCCGAGAUCUCUAUCAUCAAAUCGGUCAGACUCUGUAGUGGGACCAUCGCCCACAUCAGAGCGAUCUUUUUCCGUAACGUGCUUCUAAGGCUCUCUGCAUUGGACAAGACUAAUUCGUCGAACGAACUGAUAAAUCUACUUGACAAGCUUGCAUACUGGCAAACAGCAUUACUACCUAGCCAAGAUCCUAACGAAGACCUUCUCCGACAGUUCUGUUAUCUCAUAUAUGCGCAAUUUUCAAGUCCUCAAGACCAAGUGAGAAUGGCAGCUGCAAACGUUUGGCGGCUGCUUCUGGUUCAUAAAUAUGCUGAAAUUUCAGCAGUCUUGAUACAGACAGCAGAUUCUCGGAGCGAAGGGAUUCUCAAAGGCUUCAAGAGCAUUGUAGAGCUUGACAACGAAACCUUCCUUGCUUGGGUCGACAAUCAUCGAUCAGAUCUUCAUCAUCUGUUCACACCGCUUUCUAAGGACUGGUCUAACUUCGUUACAGAAGAGGAUCAUCGAACGGAACAUACUGCAAAGGCAAGAAUUGCAAAGAGAAGAGAACGACUAAAGAUCUGGGCUGCGGAUGAGUUCAAGAUCGAAGAGAGUAUCCGACGACAUGAGACCAGUGGUAAUAAUUGGCGUUCAAAUAUCUAUCACACCGAGCAAUUCAAGCGGCAGAGGUCACUUCAAGAUCAGCAAGACGCUCGAAUCUUCGUUAACUCCGCGUGGAAGAGAAUGCAGCAAGAACUCCACGGUCCCUGUGGCUUGCUUGAGGACGACACAACAUCAAAGUGGCAUCUGGACCAGACUGAGGGAAGAAACAGGAUGCGAAUGCGUUUGAUACCUGACAAAGAAGUUCUUGGUCAAGAAUUCCAGCCCAAGCGCCGCCAGUCUCAAGGUCCGGUAAAACAUCGAUCUAGUUUGAGCGCGUCAUCAACGCCUGCUAGAGGCGCUUCACCGAUACCUACUCAAAAACAGCCAAGAGAAGCUCUGGCCAAUGGCCGCGUCGUACACGAUGAUCCUUUAGGGCUCAACAUGACAGGUGGAGACGGCGAUGAUCAACAGAGCGAAGACGGCUUUGAAAUGGUAGACGAUCCAACAGCGGAGCUUGAGGAGUUUGAGGACAAGAACCGCAAAGUCAUGAGGAGCAUAGAACGUGGCGACCAAGUUCAAUUUGUCCACAACGCAUCCAGAAUUGUGGGCCUCGAAGCUGUUGAAGGUUUGCUCAUCAUUGGCAAGCAGCACCUCUACAUACUGGAUAAUCUGUUCCAGAGGCUCGACGGUGAAAUUGUCAAUGUCACUAAUGCUCCCGAAGACGAACGUGAUUCUUAUUUACAAAUGACAUCAGGGCAUAAGAAGAGUCAAAAGGAAGUCGCACCGGCGAAAACUGAUUUUGAAACUCGACACUGGUCAUGGGACGAGAUACUGAGCAUCUCCAAGCGGCGGUUUCUGUUUCGAGACGUCGCGAUCGAAGUCUUUUUUGUAGAUGGGCAGAGUUAUCUGCUUACUUCACGUGAUUCUAGUUCUCGAGAUGAGCUCUAUCAAAGGUUGCUUACGAAGGCGCCUAUUUCUGCUGCGAAUGGGACGACUUCAAAUGAAGAGGAGAAUUGGAGAGCUGACUCCAUCCGCAACACUGAGGAGAUGCAUCAAUCUUUGGGCGCUAGAUUUACAAAUGUCUUCGCACAGCAGAUCUCAAAUCCCGCAACGCGAAAAUGGGCUAAAGGGGAAAUAUCGAACUUUCAUUAUUUAAUGCAAAUUAAUACCAUGGCAGGACGUACUUUCAACGACCUCACACAAUACCCGGUCUUCCCGUGGGUGCUUGCAGACUACACCAGCGAGAAAUUAGAUCUUUCAAAUCCGAGAAGCUUCCGAGAUCUGAGCAAGCCGAUGGGUUGUCAAACACUCGCAAGACAAUCGGACUUCAACGAACGCUACCAAUCAUUCGCCGAGAUGGGCGAUGACAAGGCUCCUCCAUUUCAUUAUGGCACUCACUACUCUUCAGCUAUGAUCGUGACGUCGUACCUGAUCCGCCUCCAGCCCUUUGUGCAUUCCUAUUUGCUUUUGCAAGGAGGGUAUUUCGAUCAUCCAGACCGACUAUUUUACUCAAUCGCAGACGCCUGGAAUUCAGCCUCACAAACAAAUAUGACUGAUGUGCGAGAGCUCAUACCGGAGUUCUACUAUCUACCCGAGUUUCUCUCGAAUAUGAAUCAAUACGACUUUGGUGAGCGACAAGGUGGUCAGAAGAUUGACAAAGUCAGUCUUCCACCGUGGGCAAAGGGUGACCCUAAGAUCUUCAUUACCAAGCAUCGAGAAGCACUAGAGAGCGACUAUGUCCGUCAAAAUCUUCACGGAUGGAUUGACCUUGUCUUUGGGCACAAACAACGCGGUGAGGCUGCAUUAGAGGCGACCAACGUUUUUCACCAUCUUUCAUACCAUGGUGCUCGUGACCUCGAUACUAUUCAUGAUCCUGUGGAGCGACUUGCUACAAUUGGUAUCAUACAUAACUUUGGACAGACGCCACUUCAAGUAUUUACUCGACCCCAUGUCGCCCACGAGCCCACCAAAUCGCCACCAAAGGGACUGGACCUUGCCGCUGAGGACUUGACCCGUCUGCCAUUCCCAGUAUUAGAAACCCAGGACCGCAUCGCAUCACUGCAAUGGUCCGUUAAACAGGAAAAGGUUGUCCAGACCGGGCCCUCAAAGCUUCAUAUGGGACCAACAUUCGACAAGUAUAUGGAGUGGGGGUUCUUCGACGGAGGGAUCAGGUUUUACAUGUCAGAAAGUAAACGACUUGUGGGUCUGUUCGAGCACAUUCACAUUGGUGAGAUAUCGGCAGCUCUCUUCGCAGAUUCUAAGACCUUAAUUACGGGUGGCAAUGACUGCACGAUCUCUGUCUGGUCUGUGUCAUCGACUGCAAAAGCUGUAGACCUUCAGCCGAGGAAAUCGCUAUAUGGACAUAGAACGGCCAUAAACACUCUUGUGGUUUCCAGAUCGUUUAGCACGCUUCUGUCGGCCUCUUCCGAUGGCAAGAUCAUUCUGUGGGACCUGAAUCGUAUAGAGCUUGUGCGAGUACUAACGACUGGCAAAUUUGUUGAGUGUGCGCGGAUCAACGACGUCACUGGCACUAUUGCUGUGUGUCGGGGCAGUGAGGUUUCGUUAUGGACUUUGAAUGGUGAUUUCCUGCUAAAGCAAGAAAUACAAUCGGAUGGGGACGAUUCGAUAACUUCAUGCGCAUUUUAUGAAGGCAAUGGGCACGAAUAUUUGGAGCGGCAACUCGUUUUCACUGGGCACAAGCGAGGCGUUGUCAAUGUCGGUGACCAUGCUCCUAUUUCAUGA
Messenger RNA from Bacidia gigantensis, 7593 nucleotides. RefSeq lists its product as uncharacterized. The transcript is spliced from 7 exons. The record is from RefSeq and is a predicted model, not a curated record. The coding region runs from base 1 to 7593 and encodes 2530 amino acids. Gene Ontology annotation, molecular function: protein binding. NCBI's taxonomy places the organism in Eukaryota, Fungi, Ascomycota, Lecanoromycetes, Lecanorales, Ramalinaceae.